This is a messenger RNA of Acanthosepion pharaonis, 1413 nucleotides long. The record is from the annotation of a GenBank genome assembly. Lineage: Eukaryota; Metazoa; Mollusca; Cephalopoda; Sepiida; Sepiidae.
AUGAAUGCUUUAUCUUCUAACUUGAUCUUUGAGACCGUAACCUUUUUUCUUUCUUUCUUUCUUUCUUUCUUUCUUUCUUUCUUUCUUUCUUAUCUUGUUCUUUAUUUUUCGUGCUCUUUCCGCGUUUUUUUUUUGUUUGCUCCAAUUUCUUUCGUAUUGACGGUCAUAUUAUUUCUCCCUCUCUUUCUUUCGUUAUUAUUUUUCUUUCUUUCUUUCUUUCUUUCUUUCUUUCUUUUCUUUCUUUCUUUUCUUUAUUGUUUUCUUUCGUUAUUUUGCAGUCAUAUUUUUUCUUUCUUUCUUUCGUUAUUAUUUUUCUUUCUCCUCUUUUCUUUCGUUAUUAUUUUUCUUUCUUUCUUUCUUUUCUUUCUUUCUUUCUUUCUUUCUUUCUUGUUUUGUUUUUUUCGUUAUUUUGCAGUCAUAUUAUUUCUCCCUCUCUUUCUUUCGUUAUUAUUUUUUCUUUCUUUCGUUAUUAUUUUUCUUUCUUUCUUUCUUUCUUUCUUUCUUUCUUUCUUUCUUUCUUUCUUUCUUGUUUUCUUUCGUUAUUUUGCAGUCAUAUUAUUUCUCCCUCUCUUUCUUUCGUUAUUAUUUUUCUUUCUUUCUUUCUUUCUUUCUUUCUUUCUUUCUUUCUUUCUUUCUUUCUUUCUUUCGUGUUUUCUUUCGUUAUUUUGCAGUCAUAUUAUUUCUCCCUCUCUUUCUUUCUUUCUUUCUUUCUUUCUUUCUUUCUUUCUUUCUUUAUAUGCUGUUACCAUUUUCUUUUCUUCUCAUGGAAUUGCUUUUCAAACAUUUUCUUCUCUUCUUUAUUUCGCGCCUUUUCUUACCAUCAUUUUCAAGCUUCUUUAUUUACUUCGACAUCUUUCAACAACUUUAACUUCCUUUCUAAUUCUCUUUUUCAUUUCUUGCUUCCUUUUUCAACUUUUCGCCAUCCUAACCUUGUCUCAUGUUUCUAACAUCCCUUUUCUUCUAUCUUGCUCGCCCUUUUUUCUAUUACUUCCGCCGCAUUGCAUUUCUGUCGUCUGCCAUCGAUGUUGCUUCAUUAUAUUAGGUACUGACUCAUUCUUCCAUUUUUUUUUCUCUCGAUGUUCCUUUCUGUUCACCCCCCCGUUUGUUUUCUUCUUUAUCUAUCUUUACUUUAAUAGUCUUUCCUCCCCACCCCCAACUUUUUUGGUCGUUCUUUUUCUAACAAAUAUGUGUGUGUGUGUGUGUGUGUAUGUUUUACUAUAUAAUUUCUGUUCGUGCAUAUCUGUCUAUCUAUCUAUCUAUCUAUCUAUCUAUCUAUCUAUCUAUCUAUCUAUCUGUCUGACUGUCUGUCUUCACAUAAUUUCUGUUCGUACUCUAAUUAUUUGGCUGUUUUUCUAUCUAUCUAUCUAUCUAUCUAUCUAUCUAUCUAUCUAUCUAUCUAUCUAUUUCACAUAA